CGGCGACCCCCGUGAAAUUCUGUUGUGUCUGGCACCGAGACUGAAGCAUUUUAUAAACGUGAAAACCUUCAGAGUACCCGGCUAUUAAUUUUCCGGCAAUUUGCACGCGUAUGCUAGCUACGUUGAGAUAUUACCUGUCGAGUGAGUAGAAUGUCGUAUUUCCACCGAAGCGUCGAUUGCAAGGUGUACGUCGGUAACUUGGGGUCGGGCGCCAGUCGUCAUGAGCUAGAAGAUGCCUUCAUCAAGUACGGGGACCUGACCAAUGUUUGGGUGGCCAGGAACCCUCCUGGAUUUGCAUUUGUUGAGUUCAAGAAUCGCAGUGAUGCGCUGCGUGCCGUAGAUGGCUUGGACGACUGCUACCUCUGUGGGCGUCGGAUCACCGUCGAGAUGUCGACGGGGGAGAGCCGAAAUCGGGGCAGUGGCCGUUACCCGCCCCGUCGCUCCAUCAGCGACGAGAAGUGCUAUGAGUGCGGGCAGAGGGGCCACUUUGCCCGGGACUGUCGCUACAACCGUCGCCGUAACCGCAGGUCCCGCAGCAGGAGCCCCCAGUAUCGCCCCAUCUAGCGCACUUGUCAGCUAGUCAGCUAACCAAAGAGGGCUAGUCAGCUAACCAAAGACAGCUAGUCAGCUAACCAGUUCGUCAGCUGAACAGCUCGACGGCUCUAGGUUCAACCAACCCCCCCAACAGGGCCCUGGGCGGCUAGAUCAGCUUAGAAAAACAUAAUAAAAACCCAAACAAAACCACUAGCUCGCUCGUCGCAUCGCCACCACUCAGCACAUGACCACCAUGACACGAACUUCUCGCGGCCACCAUUAGCCCGUCAUGCGAUCGGCACGACCCGUCCACGCGACUCAACACUUGACCAACAUGCAGAGCAUGCUCCGUCCGUGUCGGAUCCUUGUGCCGUCGUGCCAUAGAUGGGCCAUAAAUGUCCCCAAAUUUCGUCAGCUUGUUUGGUUUAAAAGGACACGGGUGUGUGUAAAAAGUGUGUAAUCAUUGUUUCUCUUUUGACAAAAAAAAGUGUUCAUUUCUGGUAUCCAAGUUUUAAUGUAUUAGGUAUGAGUUUUAACUGUUUUGUGGUCAUGCUGGUGGGUGGUAUUCGGAAGAACGUGUCGCUCAUGGGUUUGAUACCAUGUGUUGACCUAGCUGUGCAUUCUUCCCAUAUUUUUGAAACUGAAAACUCUCAAAGUUAACCGAUGGAGACCCAUUGAGAAUUUCUUAGAGAUUUGCGUUUUUGUUUGUUUUCAUAUUCACAAAGUAAUCAUCCAUCUGGAUUUCCUCAUCAGUACCAUAUCCUUUGACCGCUUUCAUUUUGAACAGUCGCGUCUCCAGUUGGCUUUGCUUUGAAGCUUUGUUUUGAAAGAACCCCCAAAAGCUGAAGAAGCAAAUCUGAUUUGUUUCUGCUCAAAGUUUUUGCAGUUGGGUGAAACUUUUAACUGUUUAUUACGUCUGUAUUCUGUUAGACGCCACCCAGUAUUUGGACAUGUUUUAUUCGGUGGUUGGUUGUUACCCACUGCAGGUCUCGCUCCAGAUCGUAUUCCCCGCGCCGCCACCGAAGCCGAAGUUCCAGUCGUAACUACCGUAGCCGUUCUCGGAGCCGAAG
Molecule: messenger RNA, 1604 nt
Organism: Acanthaster planci (crown-of-thorns starfish)
Lineage: Eukaryota; Metazoa; Echinodermata; Asteroidea; Valvatida; Acanthasteridae
Product: serine/arginine-rich splicing factor 7-like
Molecular function (GO): RNA binding; zinc ion binding
Source: RefSeq, a predicted model, not a curated record